AUUACUAAGAAUGUCUGCCGCUAAAAGCGUUAUGGAGACUCCACUCGUGUUAUGGGUGGAGUCUUUCAAUCAAGGUAAAUCUGUCGAGUAUGCCGACUUGUACAAUGGGAUAUUCCUGAACGAUGUCAUGCAGCAGAUUGAUCCUCGUCCGACCAAUCAGAGUGUAAAUCGUCAUGUGGACGAUGUGGAUGCACGGUUACAUAACUGGGAUCUUCUCCUCCGAAACAUUAGAGGUUACUAUGUGGAGGUGUUACAACAGUUACUGAUUACAAAGCCGCCAAAUGUCAAUAUCAUCUGUAGACACCCAGAAAGUGAUAGUAGUUUUGUCGAACUCAAGAAGGCGCUUUUGUUGAUUCUUGGCUGUGCCGUUCAGUGUGAGCGCAAGGAGGACUUCAUUGAUGGUAUCAAACGCCUUGAUGUUGACGUCCAACAUGCCAUUGUCGAACACAUCAAGGAGGUCACAGAUGAUACUGAUUGUGUGUUGUCUAUGGAGCCGACAGAACAUUUGGAGACAUACACGGAAAAGAUGUUCAAUCACUUGACCCGAGUUCUACGAGAACGGGAUGAUUUGGUUGAGGUGACAAAUGAGUUAGCUCAGGAGCGUGACUUCUACCAGUCUCAGAUACAGGAAGCGCCCCAGCUGAAUGUAACCCCUCCGACGUCCAGUCCCGAUAAACAUCAUACGGUGGUCGAGCUGGCAGACGCUAAGGCUAAAAUACGAAAGCUACGUCAGGAACUGGAGGACAAACAGGAACUCAUCACCGACCUCAAGGACGAUCAGGAGGAAAACAAAAUCAUCGUCACUAAACUGCGGAACGAGAAUGUGGAACUGAUCCAGGAUGCCCGGUCAGCACGGUCACUUCGGGAUGAACUGGACAUUCUUAGAGAAAAGUUUGGUAAAGUGAAGAGCUAUGAGAGUGAGAUCACAAAGAUGAAGGAGAAAUUGAAUGAAUUGGAAUUCUACAAAUCACGUGUAGAUGAAUUACGAGAGGACAAUGCCAUCUUGAUAGAAACAAAGAAUAUGCUUCAGGAACAGCUAGAUAGUUGUCAUAAACGCGUGGAAACCGUCAUCGCACUGGAGAAUGAGCUCGGACGGUACAGACAGCAAGUUGAGGAACUGGCAAAGGAACGAGAUACAGACAGACAAAAAAUACAGAUUCUCACAGAGGAAAAUGCUAACCUACAGUUUGAGAAGAAAACCAACAUGAACGAGAGUACCAACAUUGAAAAGGAAUUGGAAUCUGCUCGUCUUAGGAUAGCAGGCAUGGGAGGAUCCUUGUCCAAUCAACUUAAUGAAACAACUAAUGCUAAAAUUCUGAGGCUGGAAUUGGAGAAUCAACGAUUACAGCAGAAACUGGAAGAGGCCAGAGAAAGUGCUCUCAUAGAAAAUACCACGCUUACGUUAGAAUUGGAAAAGGAGAAUCAGCGAUUGGCCAAAAAGGUUGAAAAACUUCAAGAAUCUAGUCGUGAAAUGUCACAGACUCAAAUCGAGCUGGAGCAAAAACUUGACGAGUUUGUUCAUGAAAAAGAACAGCUGUCACAAACUUUAGAAACUGUGAAGGAAAGUGCUGAUAGACAGAUUCGUGAAUUAGAACGCGAAAACGAUCAUCUUACUGAUACUGUUGAUACUGUUCGGGCUCGCAGUGAACAGACCAAUGAUGCAAGGCUCAAAGAUCUUGAGCGUGAAAACAAGCGCAUGCAUGAUACAGUAACAGCGAAAAACCAAUUAUUGUCUAAAAUGGAAUUUGAAAACAGGCAAAUGCAAAAAUCUUAUAAUAAGAUAAAGCAAAGCUCGGAUAAGUUGUCGGAAUUAGAAACUGAAAGUGCAAAUCUGGAAAAAGAAAACUCAGAUUUACACAAAACUGUGGCAACUCUACAGCUAACCUGUGAUAAGUUUGAGGAAAUUGAACAAGAAAAUUCUGAUUUGGAAGUGGAAAAUAGAAAACUGAAGAAAAAUGUGGAGUCUCUUCAAAGUGCUUUACAAAAAAUGGAUCAGCUGGAAAAAGAACACAUCAAUUUAAACGUAGAGAAUCAAAAACUUCAGAGAAGUUUAGAUUCUCUGCGGAAUUCGUCAUCAAAACUUGUCGAGGUAGAAAGUGAUAAAGAUUCUCUGAACCGUGAAAUCCAGCAGCUCAAGAAAACUUUAGAAGUACAACGUAGUCAUCAGGUUAAGCACGAACAAAUGGAGUUGGAUUUGCUUGAUCUAGACAAUGAAAACCAACGGCUCCAGAAAUCGCUAGAGAUGACCAUCAGACGUCUAGAGCAGCUGGAGCAUGACAAUACCGAUAUGGAAAUAGAAAACGAGAAAUUACAGAAAAAUGUAGAAACUUUGAAAGUGUCGACAAAACGCCUCCAGGAACUAGAAAAAGCCAAUGUAGAGUUGGAUGGGGAAGUGUCGAGGCUUGCCAAGGACAAAUCUGUGUUAAGUAAAGAGAAAAGUCGUUUAAAGCAGUCCAUCGAAUUGAAAGAUUCUGAACUGGAUGAUUUGACUUCAAAACACAGUCAAUUAGAACGAACAAAUCGAAACUUAAAGCAGCAGAUCGAUAGACAGAAAGACACAACAGCAAAUAUUACGGAAAUUGAGAAAGAAAAUAAGGAAUUACAACAGCAGGCCAAUGUCACCAAAAGAACAAUGGCAGCCCUCCGCGAGGACCUUGUGAAUGAAAAGGUACGGAGCCAACAGAUGAAGAAUGAGAUGGACAGAUUAACACAUGACCUGGAACGAGUCGGCAUUAAUAAGGAGAAGUUAGUCAAGGCAGAAAACUCUCAGGAUGACAGUCGAUACAAAGCUCUAGAAAACAUGAUGGAAGACGCUCUGAAGAAAAGCAUGGAGAUCAAAGAAGAAAAGAUACAUGCCUUGGAGAGCAGAUUGGAAGAGUCAAAGAAGCGUAACAUUCGUCUCCAAGAUGAGCUGCGUCAGCUGAAACAGGAAUGUGAGUCUCUGAAACAGAGAUACGAGGAGGAGACGCAUGGCCGAGACAGACAUGAUAGUGGUGUGCGUGGAAGUCAAUUUGGUCGGACCAAUAAUCCUUCCAAGGAAAUGUUUGAAGUUAAGGACCAUCUUAUCAAGGUGGAAAGACAGAAUGCCACCUUUAUGGCAGAAAACAAGAACCUAAAAUCGCAGACCAACUCGCUAAAUCUUCAAAUCCAGAAGUUGGAGAGCCAGAACUCCAAACUUCAGAAUCAGUCAGCAUCAUUCCAGGAUCAGUUCUCAUCAUUACAAUCCCACAAUGCCAAACUUCAGGUGGAGAACUCAACGUUGAAAUCAGAGUGUUCCACAUUACGUUCACAGAUGUCAACUCUUCAGUCACAUCUAUCACAGCUGGAGGGCGAGCACAAGCACCUGCUGGAGAACCAGGAGGAGCUGCAGACUUCACAUGAACAGCUGGUUCAGGACCACGAACAACUACAACAGUAUCAUGAACAGCUUGCAUCAGAUUAUGAGGGACUCAUCUCUGAACAUGGCUCGCUUAAAUCUGUGCAUAAGUCUAUGAAAGGAGAAAAUAAAGACUUAAAAGAUAGACUUGACGCAUUCCUUCAGGGUCGCGAGGACAUGUCACGGGUUCAGGAUCGAGCUCAGCGUGAAAAGGAUGCCUUGCGAUCAGAGCUACAAACUCUGGGCGGAGUUCAGAUGGAGUACGAACAUCUACGUGAGGAACAUAAUAAGCUGCUGAAUAAACAUGAACAAUUGUGUAAGGACUAUAGCGAAGUUGCUGGUGAUAACAAACAUCUCAAGUCAGAAAAUAAUACAUUCCUUACCAAAAAUGCCGAACUCAAAACACAAUGUGAUGAAUAUAAAGAACAGUUACAUUCCAUGGAAAUCGACAUUAACAGUCUCGCUCAUAAAUAUGAUACUCUGUACCAGAUGAACCAAAAGAUGGAAGAAGACAAUAAAAACUUACUGAUGCAGAUCCAGUCUCUCCUCAACUCUAACCAAGAACUGUUGUCACAGAUCCUCAACAGUAAGGAGCACUUUGCUGAGGAGGAAAAGUCUUACCUAGAGAAGAUGUCUGACUUGAGACGACAGAAGGAAAGACUAGAAGAGAAGAUCAUGGAUCACUACAGACGACAAGAAGUCUCGAAGAAAAACCGUGGUCUGGGAGCAAGAAUAGCCAGAAGAGCAGCUAAGAUAUUUGUAUCAAGGAACCGGGAGCGAAGUAAGAGCAGAAACAAUCUGACAAACAUCGACAACAGUCAGGACAAUACGUCGCAAGGCUCGGGUGAUAUCACAGCUGACCAUAACGAUUCAAGGAAGUCGGAAAGGAAACACAAUCGACGCGGUAGUGCAGAGAAUCUAUUGGAAACUUCGGCCCUGUCUAAACAGAGUCGUAGUCGCGCAAAAUCUACCACAGCCCUCAACCUCGAGGCUGACAGUAGCGACCAAGCUGUCAGAGGGGCCAAAUCCAGUGACAACCUUUUGGAUUCUGUACGUAGUCAUGGUGACAAGGCUUCAACCAGCUUAUAUAGUAGCACUACGUUGCCAGGCCUCGGAAGACCAACAAGUUUCUCGGAGGAUGACGACGGCGGGUUUCGUUCAAAUGCUGCCGAGGGUGGCAAUGACAUGCUCACACUUGAGGAGUUCCUGGGGGAGGUGAAUAAGGAUAGCAAGAGAAAGUCAAUGGAUUUCACCAAGAACAAGGAUGAUAUUGAGUCCAAAAGUAGUGAGAAUUCCGAGAGCAGUUUCAGGCAAAAACGCCAGGCACCACCACCGCCUGUGACCAACAACCGACCAAUGCAUUCAAUCCCUGAUGUGGCUGCAGUCUCGCAUCCCGACCUUAACCUAUCAAGGAUGUCUCGCAUUUCUACAGGUAGCAGUGGGAGUGGUCAGGAGAGUCGGCCUGAAAGUUACGGACAAGCCACUCCCCCGCACGUUAAGCUUCCGGAAACAUCAACACCUGCACAAUAUAAUAAUGGAGGACCUCACAGCAAUUCACUUGAAGAACUGGAUAAGUUUUCUCCAUUUCCACGGCAACAACAGCAACAUGACUUCAGGAGGAACACAAUGGGUUCAACACAAUCUUCUGCAACAAGAACUCUCCAGUACUCAAUGUUGUCAUCUCCCGGCCAAUCGGGCAACUCACCAGCUAAUCGAUCAUCCAAUCAAAACAGAGAGCUACCCCCUACCCCAUCAGAGCCAGCCACAGACCGACUUGAUAGACUUACGUCACUCAGUCAGUCCUCAUCUUCUCAUAAUAACUCUAUCAUUUCUAAUACCUCAAACUUCAGUGACAUUUCCAAAAAUAAUAGUGUUUAUUCUCCAAAGGACAGUUAUAAUUACCAGUCAUCUCAACAACACAUGGCAAACAAACCCCCUACCCCUCGAGGGUACCCAACCCAGCCCCCAGGGGCAAACAGGGCCUCUCCACAUCCUCACCAGACUGGGGCAAUCAGGAAUCGACAGCCUCCAACAGAUGGCCAGCCAAGUCCUCAGCAAUAUUCACAUAAUGGUCCUGUGAGACCAGUUCCCACCAGAGACACUAUAAGACAUGGACAAAGUCCAGGGUUGCGACCAAAUACCUACCAUGAACAAAACACAUUCCAAAAUAACAAUACAGGUGCCUACUCCGGUGUAGGGGAGAAUCGGACAAGGAAUUCCAUGGAUUACUCUCAACAAAAAUCUAGUGUUCAAAGUAACGGACCAAUUGAAGGAAGUCAGGAGCAUCAUUAUGCACGUGUGCAGAAAAUAGAAAGACCUAAAUCAGUUCCCCCAAACAUUUUUAACCAGUUGCAAAUGCAAGCUCAACAGCAGCAGGGCCAGAAACAGGACCAAGGACCUAUAUAUUCACAGCCACAGAAAGUAGGUCGCACACCGCCUGUGCCACCUCCACGGAGAACUCGUGAUGUGAUUGCUCGUGUCAGUCUGGUUCGAGAACCAGGUCAGAUGCCAACUGGACGCAUGUCUGCUCAGCCUUUCCAAACAUCAGGGGCCAACUCCUCAAAUGGUCCUAUGAAUAAAACUUUGCCAGUAGGGGGCAUGUCACGUUCUGUAAAUCCUGGGGUGAAGUCCCCGCCCUCUAGUACAUCAACUGCCCCACGACCAAUGAAACCUGAGGAGAAUGCCACUGAGCCUAACAAAAAUGCACUAUGGUACGAAUAUGGCUGUGUGUGAGACGCACACCACAGUCCUAAACAUCUACCUCAUCGUAGACGCUUUCUAACGUCUCAUAAUCUCCUCACAAUGGCAUAGCGUUACAUUAAUUAAGUCUCAUAUAGCUUUUUACAUAUUAUUUAUAUUCACAUUCUUUUUUUUUUUCUUUUUUUGUUACUUCUUUUGAAAUGUUGUCCAUGUCAAAUGGAUUCUGCACGUA
Messenger RNA from Ylistrum balloti, 6308 nucleotides. RefSeq names its product girdin-like. The record is from RefSeq and is a predicted model, not a curated record. The coding region runs from base 11 to 6109 and encodes 2032 amino acids. Gene Ontology annotation, molecular function: dynein light intermediate chain binding; microtubule binding. NCBI's taxonomy places the organism in Eukaryota, Metazoa, Mollusca, Bivalvia, Pectinida, Pectinidae. The transcript is spliced from 26 exons. Gene Ontology annotation, cellular component: cytoplasm; centrosome. Gene Ontology annotation, biological process: cytoplasmic microtubule organization; cytoskeleton-dependent intracellular transport.